This is a messenger RNA of Glycine soja, 1305 nucleotides long. RefSeq lists its product as uncharacterized. The transcript has a single exon. The coding region runs from base 185 to 1060 and encodes 291 amino acids. The record is from RefSeq and is a predicted model, not a curated record. Lineage: Eukaryota; Viridiplantae; Streptophyta; Magnoliopsida; Fabales; Fabaceae.
AAUAUCUAAUCCGAAAACGCAAUUUACAAAGCCAUACCCGACCACUUAUUUAUUUUUGCACAAAACCACUUAAUUUUGACCCCAACUCCAUUCUCCUCUAUUUUUCCCACCAUGGACCUUUCCAUCAACACACGCACCCCCCACACGCCGCAUCAUCGCUUCGCCACCACACGCCGCGGUUGAGAUGUUCCCGCCGCCGACGCAGACGACCCUCCCCUCUCUGCCGGAUCUCCUCCUCACGGCCCUCUCCGUCUGCUUCCUAGUCUCCUCCUCGAAGCCCCACAUCGGUGGUUCCACCCGCUGCCCCUUCCCGCGUCGAUUCCUCAAAAUCCCCGCCAUGUCCCUCACAACGAUAACAACAACCUCAACAUCCUCGAAAAACAACAACAACCUCAAUUCCCACCUCCCUCCCCGCCGCCACAGCUUCGCGUCCCCGCAGUCGCUCUCGGAAUGGCUGAAGCCGCGGCUCCCCUCGGAAUCCUUCGCCUCGUGGGGCGUGAAGCCCGGUACGAAGAACGUGCACAACCUCUGGCUCGAGCUCUCCCAGGGCGAAACCUCCCUCGCCGACUCCACCCCUCCGGUUCGAACCGUACACGUCGUCCUCGUCCGCGUCACCGGAAAACACGGCAGAAUCCUAGUGGAGUCGCAUCAGGAUUUGUCGGACGGCAGCGUUAGGAAGCGCGGGAGGCCCCUGUCGGAGAAGAUGAAGCCCAACGAGGACCCCGAAUCCGCCGCCGUCAGAGGGAUUAUGGAGGAGCUCGGGUCUGCGAUUGGUGGCGGAGCGAAGAAUUUUGAAAUCGAUGACAUUGUCACCAUUGAUCCCAAUUCGUAUGAGAUGAGGGUUGAAGAGCGAGAUUCGGGUUCUUACCCGGGUUUGCCCGGUUGCUACGUUUUGCACACGCUCAGUGCCACCGUGGAGUGUUUGCCCGAAGGGGAUUUUUGCACCUACGAGGUGGAUGAGUAUGGAGGGGUUUUUGAAGACAAAAUUGUUGCGGAUGAAGCUGUUUCUGUUAAGAAGCAUUAUUGGACUUGGGUUAGUGCUGAUUCCAUCGGCACUUGAAUUCAUGUAAACCUUUUUUUUUAUAUAUAGUUGAGUUUAAGGAUAAGCUGACAUUUUUUUUUCUGUGUCAUGUUGAAAGUUUUUAUGGAUAUGAAUAUUAAUACCAUUACCAACAGGUUUUUUUUUUUACUUAUAUUGUAAGUAUAUUUGAGGUAAUAAGGUGGGGAAAUUAUUAGAGUGAAGCUGCUACUUCUUGUACUUGAUGUCAAUAAAGCACGGGUAUAGAAUUUGAUGUAAUUAUGGCA